CUCAGCCAAAGGAGCUGAGAGAGGAACACAAAGGGCUCAAAGAGACCUGCCAGCAUGGUUACCGUCUUAAAUAUCCCAGGCCAGUGUGGCCACUCCUCUAAAUCUCUCAGCAGCAUAGGGUAGCUGCCAGUUUGCUCUUUCUGCUACUGUAACACUGACUCUCAAAGGGGUUUGAAGCUUUUUUUAAACUCUGCCCUUAAUGGGGGCUCAGAGUGGCGAGAUUGAUGGAGGGCGUCAGGAGUGCACAGAUAGAAGGAUGAGUCUAGUUUGAAGCUUUUAUUCAUGCGGCAUGCAGCUAGAGGAAAGGAGCCAGAAAGUCGAAGCUAAAAAACAAAGAAAUAUCCGUCUGGGGUUUUCAUCAUGGAUUUAGUAUUGUUAUCUCAUCCAUUCACGCUGUGCCUUCGUCACACCCUUUCUUUCUCCCUGCCUGUGCUUAACAGUUUCUGCUGCCGUCGUCAGACAGUUUAUGGAUCAUCUUAACGGGAUGCCUCCACGUCCAGAUCUCAUGGGCUUGUGUGAUCUUUGAAAACAGUGGCUUGUCUGAGGGCUAAGCUGUCCUGGCAUUUAGAUUGGCAAGACUGUAAGAGAACUGGACGAGAGGGGAAAGUGAUGCCUUUUUCUCUCCUUCGCUCCCUCUCUGUUCAUUGUUGCCUACUCUGCAGUGAUGAUGUGGAUGUGAUGGGGGGGUGGAGUGGAGUGGAGGCUACCCUCAUCUUCAGUAAACAAUAGGUCCUUGUGUGUUUGACCCCCUCUUCAGCAGAGUGGAGUCCAUGGCUCGGGCUGAAGCCGGGAUGGAAUUCCAUCUUUGCCAGAUUUAGUCGGUGGAAACCCCUCACAACAAAACCCCAACACUCCCAGUGUUAGGAGGGUCAUACCUCAGGGGCAAUUUAUUCUUAUUUACAACCACAUCAAUAAUCAAUUAUCAUCCUCUCCCUUUUUCUGGAGCUGUGGUGGCCCCCAUUGAUUGUCUGAAUGUGCUGUGCCACAUGAUCCAUCUCCCCCUCGGCUGCCUAACUGAUUACUAACCUAUAUUUGAGUGGGAUGAGCCACAAUGGUGCUACUAGGUCAUUAAAAAGUGGUUGACAAUGAUUUAUUUGUCCUAUAAUCGCAUCUUUUGUUGUGUGAUUAUGGUUAGAAAAUCUAAAACAAGGACAAAUGAGCUAUGGAAGUAGUAAAAACACUCUAAAUUUUCCUUCUAAGAUCAUAUCUUGUGUGUCAUCUUUAUUCGCUUGGUCUCUCUUCAGCAGCUUUGAGUGAACUCUUUUCAGUGGCUUGAAUGCUGCUAAUCAAAUCCAUAUUACUGGGUCACGGUGCGGCUGCUUGUUGGUUCCUGUCAGAGAAAAGUUUUGUUAUCUCAAUCCUCGUCUUACAAGUCAUCCGAUAACCUUUUUAUCCCCUUCUUCGCGUGACCGGCCCACCCAUUUUGCGGAGGUGUGCUGCGGAUACGUCAGCUUCCUUUGAGCACGUUGUGGGAAACCAGAAUAACCUGCUUUGUGCCAGAUCACUUUACAUCCUCAGAGAAGCGCACGCAGUCACCAGCCAGACCCACCUGUCCUCUGUCUGUUACAACAUUAGCCGUCAGAGUCCUCUCCAUUAUUGUAAAAGCCAACGUCAUCCGGGCUAAAGGAGAGUAAAGUCAGGCUACAAAGCUAGAGUCGCGCUGACGCGUCCCACACUGCUCCUCUCACAUGAUUGGAUCAACAGGAAGCACUUGAGCUUUACAAUUGCAUUAUGUCAGUUAAUCACUUUCCAGGUUAAUACCAUUUCAGAGUUGGUCAUAUUGACAAAAAAAAAAGGUAAUCGCUCUUCCGUCCAUGUCAGAAUGAAUCUGGUUGAUAGUCAUGAAAAUUGACCUUCAGAUUAUUUUGCAUGUGGCCUGCACUGCAGUAAAUUUGGCAAAGGUUUCAUGUAUUACAAGCGGGAUUGAGAACAGAUUUAGAGAUUUGUUUUAAUAUUUUACUUAAGCUUUAAAGCAUGAGCUUUUUCCCCCCUCCAGCUUUUCUGCUGACCUAAAACAGGCGACUUGAAAUAGGGUUUGUUAAACCAGAGGAUAUCACCAUUUUAGACAAAAAUGAGUGACUGAAAGCACAAAAAUAUCAUUAGUUACGGUCAUUUAAUCUUCUAUAUUUGAGGCGUAUCACUUUCAAGUUAAAAUCAUGUACUCAUUGUGAAUUUUAGUGCAACAACUGUGACAUUGUUCUUUAUUUUAUAACAUUACAUGAUUAAUGACACCAUUGGUAACAGUGUUUACUAUCUGUUAUAGUAACUUCUCAGCUUCUGGGAAGACUUUUAACAGCAGAAUCUGCAUCGACUUGCACUUUAAAGCCAUGUGCCAAAGACAGAAAAACAAAAUAUGAGAACUUGAGGCUUUAUUGAACAUGAUCCACCUCCUGAGGUGUGCCUGGGUAAGCUGAACAGUCACACACAUAGCACAGAGCGGACUAAUGGAGUCCUUAUCAGGCCCAUCCUGAAGUGAAUGCACCAGGAGAGAGCCGUUUAAAGGCAGAAAGAUCAUGAUGCUCCACAAAUUGGAUGAAUUGAAAAAGACACCCGCAUGUGAUAUGAGCUGAUAGCUACCAGGAAUGCUGUCACCAUCAUCAUCGUCACCGCUGUCGUCAUCAUCACCUGAGGCAAACGGAUAUACAACAAUAGUGCAGCACAGAAUAAAAUGUUUUAAAAAAAAAAGGGGGAUUUUCUUAAGCCGAAGGUGUUAAGUUGUUGCGUAACGCACACGCCAACAAUGAAGUGAGGUGUCAUGCAGCGGUCACAACAUGCACCAUGUUAACUGCACUGUUAAUUGUUUCAACAUACACAUUUAUGGGAGUGUCAGGCCGACUGUGUGUGUGUAGUUUUUGUGCCUGUUACAAACACGAGUGGGAGUUUUUCAGUCACUGUGACUUGUGUUAGUUCAGGACCUCAUCAUGUGCUGCAGCCCUCCCUCUCUUUCCUCCUCACACCCUGUCUGUCUGAUCCUUCAUUCAGAUGAAACUUCACAUCCAUCAGUUCUUCAGAUUUGUUAUUUAAGUGGCUCCAAGUUCCUGAAGAAACCAAUCAGUUAAUAUAGACCCUUCAGAUGUCCAUUGGAAUAAAAGAAGUAUGAAAAUUACAAAUGUCAGAGUUGUCUUUGACCAGUAGCGUGACUUUACUUCCUUCGGUUUGCGGUAUGUCAAACAACACGAGUGAUUCAUGAGCAUGAUAGUGAAAAGGACACCAGGUUGCAGGUUCAGAUCGUCAUUACAAAAUAUAAAUCAACUAAUAAAUUUAAAGUCCGAAACCCCACAGAAUUUUAUUGACUGUCAUGUAAAAGAAACGCAGGAACCAACAAACACUUUUUGCUUGAAAAAUGACUGAGGAAAGAAAUUGAUUAAUUUUCUUUACACUGACUAAUCGUCGCAACCACCUCUAGAGUCAAACAGUGAGCAGAACUUCUCUUUGUUCUUUAACAUGAGAAUGUUAUCUGUAUCUCAUCUGAGAAAACAUGAAUUUCACACUUGCUUCUAUUGAAAGAGAGCUGUGCGGUUUCCGUCCAAAAUAUCUUCCCUCAUCGAUUUUAUUCAAACGCGUGUGACGUGCUUCACUAACCUCCUAAAGCGAUACAAAAGCGGAUGAAUCAGUCCUGCCAGCUUUCAGUAUGAGGGAAGUGGAUUUGAUGCCUGUCCCUUUUUAGCGCCUGUGCUGCAUGAUAACAUCAGCCUAGGAAACUUCACAGUUCCGAAGUUACCAGAGUCUAAUAUGGGAUUUGGCGUGCUGGGAGUGUUCCUGGGGCUGCUCCUAGAGGUCUCCACCCAUGGACCCCACGCUGUGCCCCGAACCUCUUGGAGACACCAAGAUUUAGAUCUGAUGGAGUUUUCAGAGCCUGACAUCUUCAACUACUCCACCUUGUUGCUGAGUGAGAAAAGAGAUGCACUCUACGUGGGAGCCAGGGAGGCCAUCUUUGAGCUCAGCAAGAAGAAUGUGACCGUCAAAAACAACAAGGUUCAGUGGACGGUUGCAGAAAACCCCAUGAUGAUGUGCACGCAAAAAGGAAAAUCAAAAGAGAGGGAUUGUCUAAACUACAUUCGAGUGCUCCAAGUUGUAGACGACGAGCGGCUGUAUGUCUGCGGCACGCACGCCUUUCAACCUCAGUGUGACUACUUGAACCUCGCUGACUUUUCUCUGAGCGGUCGACCUGAAGACGGCCGGGGAAAGUGCUCCUUUGACCCCUCACAAAGCUUUACUACUGUCAUGGUUGAUGGAGCGCUGUACUCAGGGACAGCUUAUAACUUCUUAGGCAGUGAACCAAUUAUUUCCAGAUACUCUCCUUCCCAGUCCCUGCUGCGGACAGAGUACUCCACAUCAUGGCUCAAUGAGCCCAGUUUUGUUUUUGCCGACGUGAUCAGUGAGGGGAGAAACCGAAUCGACGGCGAAGAUGAUAAAAUCUACUACUUUUUCACCGAGGUGUCAGUGGAGUACGAAUUCUUUGGCAAGCUGCUGAUCCCCAGGGUGGCGCGCGUCUGUAAGGGUGACCUCGGGGGACAGCGCACUCUGCAGAAGAAAUGGACGUCCUUCCUAAAAGCCAAGCUGGUGUGCUCCAUGCCCGAGCUCAACUUUGUUUUCAACGUGGUACAUGACGUCUUCAUCCUGAAGGGGGCAGACUGGAAGGACACAGUCAUCUACGGGGUCUUCACCUCUCAGUGGGGUAAUGUCGGCUUGUCAGCAGUGUGUGCUUACAACAUGACAGCUGUGGAAGAGGUCUUCUCCAAGGGCAAGUACAUGCAGAAGGCCACAGUGGAGCAGUCCCACACCAAGUGGGUGCGAUACAACGGCAUGACUCCUUCUCCACGUCCUGGAGCAUGUAUUAACAACCAGAUGCGACAGCAGAACAUCAGCAGCUCUCUCCACCUGCCAGACAAGACCCUCCAGUUUGUUAAGGACCACCCCUUGCUGGAGGAUCCCGUCCUGCCCAUCGGCAACGGGCCUCGCCUCAUCACCAAAGACGUCAAUUACACUCAGAUUGUCGUGGAGAGGGUCCGCGCGCUUGACAAGAACAUUUAUGAUGUCAUCUUCACUGGAACAGAUAAGGGAGUCCUGCACAAGUCGGUGGUGUAUGAAGGAGACGUGCACAUUGUGGAGGAGGUCCAGCUCCUGAAGAACUCUGAGUCCAUCAAGAACUUGCUGCUGUCCUCUGAGACACGCUCCCUGUACGCUGGUUCAGACUCGGGUGUAGUCCAGUCCCCCACAGCCUUCUGCGGCCGCUAUCUGUCCUGCGCCGACUGUGUCCUGGCUCGAGACCCGUACUGCGCCUGGGACCCUCACACUGCUGCCUGUGUCAAUAUCUUUGACGCUCCCAGCCAACGGCUUAGGAAGCUAAUCCAGAGCCUGAAUGGUGACGCAGACAAGUGUCCCUCAGCGUCACGUCUGUCUUUGAAGGACUACCAGCGUGUCUCAGUGAAACUAGGGAGCUCCGCUGAGCUGCCGUGCCUGGUGCACUCCAAUCUGGCCCAGGUGAUGUGGAAAUCCAACGGCUCUGCUCUCACCGAGGCCUCUCGCUUCCACCUCAUAGGUGAAAAUGGUCUCCUUAUUUACAGCGUGGCUCCAGAGGAUCAAGGUCACUACGAGUGCUGGUCAGUGGAAUGGGCCCCCGCCGCUGGAAAGAACUUCAGCCGCCUCCUGGCUGGAUACGUCCUGACUCUGGAUCUGCCGCCCAGAGCCCCUCACCAGGCGGGCCACGUGACCACCACCCUCGGCAGCCGGGAGCCGUCUAGCACACACGCAGCUGAAGGUAAUGGUAAGACAGACAGAGCCCUACUAACGUCGGCCCUCGCCCCUCCCAGCUUCACAGCCACAGUCCAAUUCACCUCCCCACCCCAAACUGACUCAUCACUAACCCCGCCACCCAGCAGCACAAUCAAGUUCCAACCAAAGCCGCACCUUCCCUCAAGCUCCAACGCUCCCCGCCCAGACAGCAGGGACCCAGCGGCUGAGUAUUUGCAACACAACAACAGCACCGCCCUCCUCUUCCUCUUCCUCCUGUUUUUCCUCCUCUUCCUGGCUGCGUUGGCGUACAACUGCUACAUGCAGUAUCUUCCAGCUCCAUGCCUGCGGGUGCGAGCCGCUCUGUUGGGCAGUCACAAGAGCGCCCAUCAGCCCGAGUACCUGGCCUGUGAGGCAGGUCUGAUGGAAGCAUCCGCAACUGACAAAAUUAACAUGACGGAGCAGCCGACGCAGAAUGGCAGCCAGACCACUCAGAACCUCCGGGCGCUCCGCGACACCGGGUACGAGACUGAGCCGGAGUGUGGCAACGGCGGGAUCCCCUCUCACACUUUCGGAGACGACAGCCCGUCCCAGGAGAAACCCUUCGAUGUGGACUGUGAAUCUCAGCCCAUUCAGUUUGCAGAUGCAGACGAGCCUUACUGCUAGCCAGACGCCUCUGAUCUGCUCGUUCUUCUCAACAUAGAGACUAUUUAUGGGGGGGGUCACACUCUUGCUGCAUCUUCCCACGACUCACAAGUAAAUGGUUUCCUCUAUAUGAAAGUAUGUUCAGUGUACAGCAUCACAUAAUAAUCAUCACAAAGCUUAAAUCAGGCGUCCCGCUUGCCUGUAGAGAUUUAUCUCCUGUUGUCUGAUUUCUGGCUUAUGAUGAUAAAGCAAAAAACUAUAUUCACAGAAGCUGCACCCUCUCAGCUUAGUCCAGCAAGAAAAGCUAUUUCUUAAAUUCCAAAUUGGAAACAUUGUUUACCAAAUUGGUAAGUUACCUUGAUGUUUUCCAAAUUGGAGUCGUGUUUUUUUGUACAGCCUGGGUUAAAAAUAAUCUCUUGAAGCUUAUCUUAUUUCAAAGCAACGUGUCAGCUAUUGGACUUUGGGUGAAUGCUUCAACGUUACAGUAAUUUCUCAGGGAAGAUUUGCUCAGUACGUUCUAGCCUAGCUUUGUGCAGUGUUGCCAUCUGCACCACCUGGUAUGUGGGCCUUAAUCUCACCCAGCGAGGUGGCGAUGUGGGGUUUGAAGGUCACGGAAAGAGAAGGGGACAAGCAACGACUUGCAUGAUUAGAAAAAUGCUGGAAUAAAUCAAACCACUGUCUCGUGUAGAGUCGUCUUUGAGUGACAGUGUUGACUUUGUCUGUAUUUAAUUUUGCUUUCCUUCCUGUAAAGUCGACAUUCCUAUAUGGAUACAACUCUGAUGGUCCUGUGUAUUAACCUGUACUAGUCAUCUUCCCUUACGUUGUCUAUUAAUAACGGAAAUAUGUGCGGUAUGACGUGAUGCUUGGUAUCAAUCAUCAAGUUUUUUCUGAAACAGCCCUGGAAACAAUCUUUUUUAUCAUUAUUUUUAAUCAAACCUUCAGUUGUAGAACAUUUUCAGAGGAUUAUUAUUUAAGAUGAGUCACAUUUGUGGAAAUAUCAUUUUGUCUAUUGUGUAAGUAAUUGUUAUCAUCUUCAUUUGUUUUAUUUAUUGCAGUAGGUUAUUUUUUUUUUUAAGUCCAUUAGUCUCCCUCUUUUCUGUGUUGCAUGUUGCCCCUUCUUUAGAUUUCCCAUUUUCCUCAAUACUCUCUUUUCCCAUCACUCCCUCCCUCACAGCCUCCUCUCCUGUCGACACUUCAUCUUCCCUGUCCUCUGGAACUCCCUCUGCCCUCCCUUCCUCCUCUUCCUCUUCUUCCACCUCUUCCUCCGCCAAGCCCCACAGUGUCGGGGCGCGGGAGGCAGAGGUGAGACUGUUGCC
Messenger RNA from Epinephelus fuscoguttatus (brown-marbled grouper), 7694 nucleotides. It is a transcript of the gene sema4d, whose product is annotated as sema domain, immunoglobulin domain (Ig), transmembrane domain (TM) and short cytoplasmic domain, (semaphorin) 4D. Lineage: Eukaryota; Metazoa; Chordata; Actinopteri; Perciformes; Serranidae. Gene Ontology annotation, biological process: negative regulation of transcription by RNA polymerase II; positive regulation of GTPase activity; negative chemotaxis. The transcript has 15 exons. The record is from RefSeq and is a predicted model, not a curated record. Gene Ontology annotation, molecular function: chemorepellent activity; semaphorin receptor binding. Bases 3733 to 6399 code for a protein of 888 amino acids.